AUGGGGCUGAGGCACAGCCGGGGCACAGACAGGGAGGAUGAAACAUCCCUGCGGCUUUCCAGGGAAAUGAUGGACACUGCCGAGGUGUGCUUGUCCUGUUCGGCAGGGCCUGUUUCAAAAUCCGUCGAAGCCAGAGACAAGACUUCCAUUAAUUUCAAUGGCUUUGGAGCAGAUUCCCAGAGGACAGCCUGUGGCACCCCCAGCUCUGGCAUUUUUAGCACAACCUGUUCCACGCUCUGUUGCUGCUGCUGUGGGAAGCAGCAAAGGAGGAACGCUGAUGACGUGACAGGGAUGACAUCUCAAGUUUUUGAAGAAGGCAGCAAAAGGAGUGGUGGUGUGGUAAGCAGGACGAGUGCCACACAGGGCACUGAGCUGGGAAUGUGGUUGGGGAUUGCAGUUCUGGUUUCUCUUGCUGGAUGUUUGGCUGGGGAGGAAGCAACUGAUGAUGAAGGAAUCCCCUGCUCAAAGUACCAGCAAGCUUUCAACCGUUCCUGCUACGAGUUUGUGAGACUCCAGCAAAGCUUCACAAGUGCCCAGAGCUGGUGUGAGAGAGGAGGAGGGCACCUUGUCUUUAUUCAAAAUGAGGAAACUCAAGAGUUUUUACAAAAACAUGUUGCUGAGGAUCAGGAGUGGUGGAUAGGACUCAUUUCAAACUCCUUGCAGAAUGAAACUACUGACGGGUCAAUGAUUUGGCUGGACUCUUCAAAUAUAAGCUACACUAACUGGUACAAGGAUCAGCCAUCUUCCUUCUCAUCCACAUGUGGGUACAUCCUGAAGAAUGCCAAGUAUCAGUGGGGUGUGACUGAAAAUUGCAGCCAGGAAUUUGACUUCAUUUGUGAGUUUGAAUCUGGCCAGAGCAUUGCAUGUGAUAAUUACAAUGCCACUGUGCAGUGUGGAUCUGGAGAAGUUAUUCAAAUUGGAGAGAGCUUCUAUGGACGGAAGACUCCUCAUUACUGUGUGUCUGAGACUCCACUCCAGGAGGAUACAGAUGAAGGCUGCAGCUGGAUCAGUGUCAAAGAUGAAGUAGCAGGCCAGUGUCACGGUCUCCAGGCCUGCCAGGUGACAGCAGAUGGCACUUUCUUUGGAGAUCCUUGUCCAGCUUGGGGAAGCUAUUUGUCUAUUCAAUACCACUGCAAGGAAGGUCUGCAGCUGGUUGUGACAGAUUCAUGUUUUGUCUUUGAAAAUAUCACGGUCAGCCUGAACUGGCUGCUCUCACCAUACUCUGGCAACCUGUCCUGUACCAUCAGCACUGGAGAUGGUCACACUAUCGAUCCUUACCACCCUCCAACGCUGGUCAGCAACAUCACACACAGAUACUCCUCUCCUGGAGAGUUCACUGUUUUUGUGGAAUGCACCACCAGUGAAUGGCACGUGAUGGCACAGAGGCAGGUGACUGUCCAAGAUAAGAUGGAUCAACUGAGCAUUACUGGGUGCUACAGCCAGUAUGAAACUGGGAACAGCUCUCACUGCCGAGCACUGUAUGGGGAGGUGUUGUGGAUUCAGGUGGAACUCAAUGGAGGCAACGGAGUGACCUACAUUAUGUCAGCAGAUAACAUAACCCUGGCUGAAUCCAGUGCAAAGGAAGGAAUUGCCCCUCAUAACCUGACACUGGACAGUGCCUCUCAAGAGCUGCUAGGCCCAGGGAUACAUCAGCUGGAAAUCCGAGCAUCCAGCAACACGAUGGCGUCAGAGAUCUCUGAGACUUUUGCUGUUCACUUAGUUGAGCCAAUAUCUGGGCUUCAGGCUGCAUUGGCUUCCCACACUCUGCAGCUGGGGGAGAAUUUGGAGGUGAAUGUCUCUGUGUCUCGUGGUGCCCCAGCUGAGGUGACGUUUGAGGUGACGGGAUCGAAGGGAAGUCACUCUCACACGGAGGAUGGUCCUCGUGGGGAACCUCGGACAUACGUGGUUCCCGUGCACUCGGAAGGUAUUUUCCUAGUGAAAGUGGUGGCCAAGAAUGCCUUCUCAAACAUGAGUCUGGAUCUUGGAUUCAUCACUGUGUUGGCAAACACUUCCCAUAAAAAAGAUUCUGCUAAGGAAGAAGGCAGCUACAAAACAAAUGUCCAAAAGGCAAAUGAUCACAAAAGAGAACCCAGAAUCUAUGUUAAACCAAGUCACCACGUGGAUCCUUUCACAGCUGUUACACUUGGCUGGCCAGACAACAACAGUAACUCCAGUUUUCUCUGGUCCUGUGGAGCUUGCUGGCCUGCAUGGAAUGAAUGUGUGCUGCAACAGAUAAUCCUAACCAACCAAUCUGAGGUGCAAAUCCCACCUUCCUGCCUUCCUCCUCCAAAAUCGGCAGUGACUGUCAGGAUUAAAGUCCAAAACCAUGGCAGUGAAGAGAGGCAGGACGAGCAGUGUCUCUAUGUGACUGCAAAACAAGAACUGCAACUGGAAAUCAGGUGUGAGGCAAACUGCAAACCAGUGAAUAUUAGCAAUGAAGUUGUUUUGAGUGUCUCUGGACAGACGGACUCCCAGGCCUUACAUUAUAACUGGUAUUUGGAUAACACAUCCCAAACCAAGUCUACAACCCUCCCUCUGGCCUGUGGCCUGACUGGUUUCCGGCAGAACUCUUUGAAUUUGCUUCAAAGUAACACAUCCGUGUUGAGAAUGAACAGCUCCUUCUUGCAGACACAGGGAGAAGCUUUUCAGAUUAAAGUAACAGCAGUGACUCAGCGCCGCUACGGGGAGGGGAUGUACCUUGUCAGCACCGUGUCCCCACCCGGCAUCCCCUCCUGUGCCGUGUCUCCCGAGCAGGGAUCCGUGCUCACCACCUUCAGGGUCUCCUGCAGCGCUCCCGGCUCGGUGGGUUCAUCCCAACCCAGUCCCAACAGGCAGCUCACGUACUGCUUCUACCUGAAACCAAAUUCUCUCCUGGACUGCAGCCCGGAUCCUGAACUCUUCCCAGUCUAUCUUCCACUUGGAGAAGAGGAAAAUAAUUUUAUUGUACAUGUGACAAUCACUGUUAGCAACAGCUUUGGUGAUACAGUUCAAACAAAUGCUUCAGUGAAGGUUGGACCUGCCGAUGGGAUGGAUGGGAACCUGACCCUGCAGGGCAUGGUCUCUGAGAAGGCAAACACCAUCCUAAAAGAUGGGAACAGCAGCAUGAGCCUUUUCCAGCUGUACAAAUCAGUGACAUCUGUCCUCAACCAGCAGACCCAAGAGGAAAGCUUUAACAUGUCUUUGCAGACAAAUACACGAAAAGAGCUCCGAGGGCUGAUGCUGACAACUCUCUCUGCUGUUAAUGUGACAUCAAUGCAGGCUGCUCUUAAGAUGUCAGAGGUGUUGAAAGAAAUCACUUACAGGAGUGAAGAGCUGUCUGUCUCGGCACAGGUGGAAGCCAGCAACACUCUGAAAGAUGUCAGUGCUUCCUUGCUCACUGUAAACCCAGAGGACAGCAGAGAUGAUCAGAACCUAAAGGAAGCAGCCAACCAUCUAUUUAAUGCAGUCAGCAGCGUCCUUAAAGCUUCUGCAGAAAUCAGAGCUGCAAACUCUUCAGUGCCAGAGGCAGAACAGGUAAUUUUGGUUUGGCCCAUUUGGUUCUAUCCCCUCCUUUUGCCCCUUAACUCAAGGAAGCCACAGAUUUCGGUGUCACACCAGCUCCUGAGUACAGUGGAAAAUCUCCAGAGUGCCCUCCUGUUUGGGAAAGCUCCAGAUGAUGAACCUACAGUGCUCACCACUCCUUCUGCCACAAUGUACACGCACAGAUUACAAACAGAAAACAUGGAUGGCACAUCCAUUAACAUCUCCAAUUCCAGCUCUGCCAGCUUUACUCUCCCACCUGCUUCCUCUCUCAGUGUUUCAGGACUUGAUGAUGAAACAGUGGAUAUAAGGAUGGUGAGCUUUGCAGUGAACCCCUUUUUCUCCAGUGACACCAGUUUUGACAUCAGUGGAACAGUGGGGGGUCUAAGUCUUACUGGUCUGGAUGGCUUGAUCAUACCAGUCAGCAACCUCAAAGAGAACAUUGAAAUCAUGUUACCAAGGCUUUCAUCAACUCAGGAAGAUAAGAUUCUGUUGAAUCUGGGCAAUUAUAGCACUUUCCAAGUCAAUGUUACCUCAGAAAACACAUCUAUAGUGAUCCACUUGGAAUCUGAACACGACAUUCCACUAAUACUCCACUUGGGGUACGGUUAUCGCCCAAAUGAGACUAAUUAUGAUAUGAAAAAACAUCUAUUCUCUAAGAAAGCUGCUGGAGGUGAGACAAACACCUGGGUUCUCAGCCCGGAAGAACUCAUUUUUGGAGAAGGAACCUACUAUUUCAUGGUUUUGCAAGAUAUGGGAAUGGAUUCCAAAGUCUAUGCUGGGCUAACCAUAGGUGUCACUUGCUUUGCAUCCCGCUGUGUAUUUUGGGAUGAGCGCCAGGGGAGCUGGAACAGCUAUGGAUGUCAUGUAGGACCAAAAACAAACCCUAGAAGCACACAGUGCCUGUGCAAUCAUCUGACUUUCUUUGGGAGCUCCUUCCUUGUCAUCCCCAAUGCCAUAGAUGUCAGCAAAACUGCACAGCUAUUUGCUACAUUUGUGGACAAUCCUGUGGUGGUGACAACUGUAGGAUGCAUCUUUCUGAUAUAUGUGCUCGUAGUUAUUUGGGCUCGAAGGAAAGACAUUCAGGAUGAUGCCAAAGUGAAAAUCACAGUCCUGGAAGACAAUGACCCCUUUGCUCAGUAUCGGUACCUGGUGACAGUUUUCACAGGACACCGCCGUGGCGCAGCCACAACCUCCAAGGUGACUCUCACCCUCUAUGGAAUGGAAGGAGAGAGUGAGCCCCACCAUCUAACUGAUCCUGAUACACCUGUGUUUGAACGUGGAGGAGUGGAUGUUUUCCUUCUCUGUACCUUCUUCCCUCUUGGGGAACUGCAGAGUAUUAGAUUGUGGCAUGAUAACUCAGGGGACAGCCCAUCCUGGUAUGUGAAUCGAGUGUUAGUCCAUGAUCUGGCAUGGGAUCAGAAAUGGUACUUCCUCUGUAACUCCUGGCUAGCCAUUGAUAUUGGAGAAUGUGUCCUAGAUAAAGUGUUCCCAGUAGCUACAGAACAGGACAUGAAGCAGUUCAGCAAUCUGUUUUUCAUGAAGACCUCCAGGGAUUUCCAGGAUGGGCACAUCUGGUACUCGGUUUUCAGCCGCUCCCCACGAAGCUCCUUCACGCGCGCCCAGCGCGUGUCGUGUUGCUUCUCCCUGCUCCUGUGCACCAUGCUGACCAGCAUCAUGUUCUGGGGCGUGCCCAAGGAUCCAGCCGAGCAGAAAAUGGAUCUGGGUAAGAUCGAGUUCACAUGGCAGGAAGUGAUGAUUGGCUUUGAGAGCUCCCUCCUCAUGUUCCCCAUCAACCUGCUCAUUGUGCAGAUCUUCAGGAACACACGACCCCGGCCAGCCAAGGAGGGGAGACAGAGGAAGCCGGGGAAGAAUGGCCGAGUGUCCCCAAGCGUACCCCUCACCCCAGAGGUCACCCAGGCUGCCUCGCUCACUCCAGAGGCUGUGACAAAGGACAUAAGAAGAAUUGCCAACUCACUCUUGAAAGUCCUGAAGACUCCAGCUCUCACCUCAGCAUCAGAUCUUGGAAAAGCAACAAACAUCAACACCCUUCUGUCAUUGGUUGAGGACAUCAUCUGCCAGCAGAACAGAGCUGGGCAAGGGUUUUAUGACAGGAGCAAGAAGGAUGGCCCUAUAAUUGUCACUUUAGGUUCUAUGGAUAUGCAAGAAAAAACAAGAAGCCCAAGUUCAGAGAAGAGAAUUUGUGAGCGACCGAAAUACAGUGAUUACAAUCGCUGCUUGUACACACAACUCCAGCAUGUGGAGAUGGAGCUGGAAUUACUGGGGCCCCAUAAAUUCCAGCUGCCUCAGAGUUACACACAAGCUGUUCAUCAGGUUCAGCACAUGAAGAACCUCCUGGAGCCCCGAAUGUGCUCGUCAGCAUCCACCAGUGAGGGGUGGUCCCUUACUCCAAACUUCUCCGGUGAUGACAAGAAGAGUGUUUCUUCCAAAGGACUGCCCUGGUGGUUUGUGUUCAUCGGGUGGUUCCUGGUGGCAGCCACCAGUGGCGUGUCUGGGUUCUUUACCAUGCUCUACGGGCUGCACUACGGCAAGGAGAACUCCAUCAAGUGGCUGAUCUCCAUGGUCAUCUCCUUCUUGGAAAGUCUUUUCAUCACACAGCCCUUAAAGGUGCUGGGAUUUGCUGCUUUUUUUGCUCUGGUUCUGAAGAAGGUGGAACAUGAGGAUGUAGAAAACCCAGCUAUUGAUGGGCCUUUAUCUGCACCAGGUGAUUCACACCCUCUCUUUGCAGCCCGAAGGGACAGUAGAAGCAACAUUUACCGGCCACCUCCUGCAGCUGAUGUGGAGAAAAUGAAAAUCAGCUGCAUGAAGGAGCAGAAAGCAUUUGCCCUCAUCCGAGAAAUCCUGGCCUAUAUUGGGUUUUUAUGGAUGCUGUUACUGGUUGCCUAUGGGCAGAGAGAUCCCAAUUCCUACUAUUUGAACAAACACAUUGAGGACAGCUUUACAGCUGGAUUCCACGAUGUCUACAGUUACCAGGAUUUCUUCACGUGGGCAAACACCACCUUACUCAAAAACCUUUACGGAUCAUAUAAAGGAUUCAUUACAGAUGGCAAUUCCAAGCUGGUGGGGAGUGCUCGAAUUCGCCAAGUAAGAGUGAAAGGAGACACCUGCCCUCUUUCUCCCAGACUCCAGCAUGUAGUGGAGGAAUGCCAUGCUCCAUACUCCCUACAGACAGAAGAUACAGCAGUUUAUGGGGAACACUGGAAUACUUCAGUCUUUGAUAACUCCUCUGACCUGAGCUCAGCGUGGCAGUAUCAGAGUCAGUCCAAACUGAGAGGGCAGCCCAGCUGGGGCAAACUGGCCACCUACAGUGGAGGGGGAUACGUGAUUCACCUGGGAACGGAUCCUGGGAAUGCCUCCAGAAUUCUCCAAUACCUUUUCAACAAUGUCUGGCUGGACACCUUCACCAGAGCAGUGUUUGUUGAAUUUACAGUCUACAAUGCCAAUGUGAACCUGUUCUGCAUUAUAAGCCUGAUGUUUGAGAGCAAUGCUUUGGGGGCCUUCUUCACAAGUGCAGAGCUGCAGAGUGUCCGGCUUUACCCCUACACCAACAGCCUCCACAUCUUUGUGGUUGCAGCAGAAGGGAUUUAUUUCCUCUUUAUUGUGUACUACAUGAUAGUACAGGGGAGACUGAUGAAGAGUCUGAGAUGGAGAUAUUUCCACAGCAAGUGGAAUCUCCUGGAGAUGGCCAUUAUAUUGAUUAGCUGGAGUGCUCUGUCAGUGUUUGUGAAGAGGACAAUCCUUGGGACCCGAGACAUCAGUUACUACCAGGAACACAAAGAGAACUCUGUGAGCUUCAGCGAGACAGCGAGAGCUGAUGCAGUUCUUGGCUACCUGAUCGCGUUCCUGGUGCUCCUCUCCACAGUGAAACUGUGGCAUCUCCUCAGGCUCAACCCUAAACUAAACAUGAUCACCUCAACACUGAGGAGGGCAUGGGGUGACAUCUCUGGAUUCAUCACUGUGAUUGCAAUCAUGUUCCUUGCCUAUUCCAUUGCUGCAAACCUGAUAUUUGGCUGGAAGCUCUACUCUUACAAAACUCUCUUUGAUUCAGCAGAGACCAUGGUCAGUCUUCAACUGGGAAUCUUCAACUAUGAAGAGGUCUUGGACUACAAUCCAAUUUUAGGCUCCUUCUUAAUUGGAUCCUGCAUCAUUUUUAUGACAUUUGUGGUACUGAAUCUGUUCAUUUCGGUGAUUCUGGUUGCUUUUAGUGAGGAGCAGAAGCACUACCAGGCUUCAGAAGAAGAGGAGAUUGUUGAUCUAAUGCUAAUGAAACUCUUCAGUUUCUUCGGGAUUAAAUGCAAGAAGGAAGAGAAGCCAGUCACUGACCGGCAGCUGGAGCAGCCUGUCAGCGAGUGAACGACGACCACAUUGAAAAGUCACUUCGCUUGUGGGCAAAAUAUUUACUCGUUCGCUAUCAGCUGCAGUGGUUAGGGUUAGGUUAGGUUUUAGGCUUAGGUUAUCGCAGCUUCUCACUAGAAUGGGCUUACCCAAGGGAAUGGCGUGAAGCUGUGUCAGGGGAGGUUUAGGUUGGACACGAGGAAAAGGUUAAAGAGGGUGGUCGGGCACUGAACAGGCUCCCAGGACAGUGGUCGUGGUCCCAAGCCUGAGAGAGUUCAAGGAGCCUUUGGACAAUGCUCUCAGGCACAUAGUGGGAUUCUUGGGGGUGUCCUGUGCAGGGCCAGGAGCUGGACUUUGAUCAUCCGUGUGGGGCCCUCCCAACUCAGAAUAUUUCGUGGUUCUGGGAGAAUGACGCGGUGUCCACCAGCGAGCCGUUCUCAGCGUGUUAUUUUGGAGUAACAGCUAAGAAGUAACGCUAAACCUAAGGCGAAACGUCCCACGUGCGCUUGCUGUAGAU
Molecule: messenger RNA, 8392 nt
Organism: Chiroxiphia lanceolata (lance-tailed manakin)
Lineage: Eukaryota; Metazoa; Chordata; Aves; Passeriformes; Pipridae
Gene: PKD1L2
Product: polycystin 1 like 2
Biological process (GO): detection of mechanical stimulus
Cellular component (GO): membrane
Molecular function (GO): carbohydrate binding; calcium channel activity; protein binding
Source: RefSeq, a predicted model, not a curated record